Solea solea (common sole) is the source of this 7467-nucleotide messenger RNA. It is a transcript of the gene zbtb7a, whose product is annotated as zinc finger and BTB domain containing 7a. The record is from RefSeq and is a predicted model, not a curated record. Bases 632 to 2425 code for a protein of 597 amino acids. Gene Ontology annotation, molecular function: RNA polymerase II cis-regulatory region sequence-specific DNA binding; protein binding; DNA-binding transcription factor activity, RNA polymerase II-specific. Lineage: Eukaryota; Metazoa; Chordata; Actinopteri; Pleuronectiformes; Soleidae. The transcript is spliced from 5 exons. Gene Ontology annotation, biological process: regulation of transcription by RNA polymerase II.
UACAUUUCACCACCAUGCAAAGACCAAAACUAACUUAGAUCGACCAUCCUUUGUUUUUCCUGUAGUUUGAUUUUUUUUUUUCUUUCAGGUUUACAUUAUAUCCCACAGGUGAGUACUAAGAUUAUUUCAUUAUUUGUUGAUGUAAAUGUUUUGCUAACCUGAUAGUGACCUUACGAAAUGGCUGCUUUAAAAAACUACUACUAAGUACUGUCCCAUAAAAACUACUUUUUAAAAGAUGAUGGGGAAUUUAGGUGUUGAGAAAAUACAUAAAAAUUGAACUUGGAACGAAUAAACCGCGCCGUUUGUAUGCCCCGCCCCCUUCCUCUUUGAUUAAACGUCACCGUCAACGUUAAAUCAACGUCACUGCUCCAAGCUGCAAAGUGUCAAUACUUUGACUACAGACACUCAACACAAAAAUAAUGUCAUGGGUUGAAUAAAGUCGGUUUCCAAGCUCCUGGAGGGUCCUGCACCCAGCCGUUAGUGAACUGUACAUGAGAGGCUAAAGAUUUGGAGUGGAGACUGAACCGAUGUGUAGGCACUCACCACAAACAAGACAGGCAGACGGACAGACGGCAGGACGGAUACACGGGUGGGGGCUGUGCUAGGCGGCUCGGCGGCAGGCUGGUGGAAGAUGUCGUCAGGAGCCGGUGGGAGGGGCGGCAGGCAGCUCAGGGGGACGGCAAACAGUGGCGGUGGAGGAGGCAGAGGAGGGGCAGGAGAAGCAGAGGAAGGCCCUGUGGGGAUCCCUUUCCCUGAGCACAGCGCAGACAUCCUGGGCAACCUGAACAAGCAGCGGCUCAGUGGCCUGCUGUGUGAUGUGCUCCUGGUUACUCCGGAUCGGGAGUUCCCAGCUCAUCGCUCCGUCCUGGCUUCCUGCAGCCCGUACUUCCACAAGCUCUUCACUUCUGGGGCUGCUGCUGACCAACAGAACGUCUACAACAUCGACUUUCUGGCAACAGAGGCUCUGGGAGCAUUGCUGGACUUUGCCUACACGGCCACUCUAACUGUCAGUCACAGCAGUGUGGCUGACAUCCUUGCUGCUGCACGCCUCCUGGAAAUCUCACCCGUCCAGGAUGUCUGCACGCACCUGCUGGACACCAAAGUGCUCUCCCCGCCGGCGGGCAGUGAGCAAAGAGAUGAAGAUGAAGAAAAAGAAGGAAAGGGCAGAGGAGGCAAGGAGCAGGGGAACCGUGUGCGGGCCCGGGAGUACCUGGAGUACUUCCAGAGAGGGGCACACUGGAGCAGCAGCUGCAGCACGCCAGAGCUCAGGGACUUGCCCACGCACCUGCACUUUAACCACGGCAAUGGCCCUAGCAAUGGAGCUCCUGGUGGCCAUGGUGAGUACUACUCCCCUUUGGCCCUCGCCUUGGCCCAGGCCCCAACACAGGAGCACGAGGAAGAAGAUGAGGAUGAUUACGAGGAAGAGGAUGGGGAGACAGUGCAGGGAAAUGGAGCAAGCCUGGGGUCAUCUUUCUAUCCCCCGUCCCAAAACGGGCACUUCUACCUCCCCCCUGACUCUAGGUUGGGGCAGGAGACAGAAAUGGAGGAUGGGAGUAGGGAGGUGUUGACAAGAGAGAGGGGUUCAGCCAGUGCCCUCCUGCAGCAGAUGAUGGACUCCAUCGAGAGGCAAAAGGAGCGCCCAGUGACCGGGGAGGAACCAGGAGAUGGGGAUGACCCAGACAUGGAAUUUUACUUGAAUUAUUUUAACAGCACGCAACCCGAGGAUGCAGCUUCUGCUGCUGUGUCACAUGGUGUGCCUCCACUCUGGUUAUCAAGGGGCAGUACAGGCCAAGACAGAGCUGGAGGAGAGAGAGGCAACGGGGGUGGAGGAGGAGGUGGUGGAGAGAGGAAGAUGCGCUCUAAGGCCUUCCAGAAGUGCCCCAUAUGCUCCAAGGUCAUCCAAGGUGCAGGCAAGCUUCCCCGCCACAUUCGAACGCACACGGGAGAGAAACCCUAUGAAUGCGCCAUCUGCAAAGUGCGCUUUACCAGGCAGGACAAGCUCAAGGUUCAUAUGAGAAAGCAUACAGGAGAGAAGCCUUACCUGUGUACGCAGUGUGGAGCCGCCUUUGCUCACAACUACGACCUAAAGAACCACAUGCGUGUACACACAGGCCUGCGCCCCUAUCAGUGCUCAAGCUGCUUUAAGACUUUUGUGCGCUCGGAUCACCUGCACCGCCACCUUAAGAAGGACGGCUGCAACGGCAUCCCAUCCCGCCGGGGUCGAAAGCCUCGGGUGCGGGAGCCAACGCUCCUCGAGCCCCCGUUGGGCCUGCUGAGCCCCAGCUCUGAAACGGUCCCCGGGCCUCGUACCAUCAGGGGACGGCGGCAUUCAGAGUCAACCUCGGCAGCAGAGGUGGGGGGGGUUUCUGGAGGUCACACACUCAGCCCUCAGCUGCAGGAGCUGGCAGAGGAGGCUGGGCCCUGAGACUGCAGGAGCAACAAGGACACUGCUGGAUACCAUAGUCACUCUGUGCUGCCUGUGAGACAGGCCAGUGAACAGAGGAGAAAAAACAUGCAAAGGCAAACUUAAAAAAAGAAAAAAGAAAAAAACAAAACAACUAACUAUUCCUCUAUAAACCAAAUCAGGGUGUCACAAAAAUCUAAUAUUUUUUAUUUCUUUCUCGUUUUACUUUAGAAAACAGUAGACUUGCAAAGCAAUUUGGUUUAUUUGUGAAAGAGCAAAGAACGCUUCAAAUCAUCCGCCCAUCACGUCCACUUUCUGGGUCAUUUCUUUCUUUAUAAUAUUCGGGGUUUUAUACAUUGGCAUAUGUGCUUAGGCAAAUGUAUAAUAGAUACAAAGUAACUCUGAGCAACUAUGCAGUUGAUUUAGGUUUUUAUUGGUUUUGUCCUCACAGCCUUCAAGCUCUGUGCAAGGUGUCUCUCAAGUACCUUCUGGCUGCUGUACGGGUGAAGUGAGGACAAAUUCUCCCAGUGAAAACAACUCUUUUUUAUUCUUUUGCAGGUCUGAAAUGUACAGUUACCAUAGAAACAACAUUGCCACAAUAUGGCAUAUGCAAGGAAACAAAACGCCACAGUUUUGAUGCAACAGGUUUUUUUUCUCUCUCUCUCUCUCUAUAAAUGUUCCAGAAAGAAUCAGACAAGGGUUUGAUUGAAGUGUUACUUACUCUAUAAAAUGCAUUUUAAGAAUCUAUGUUUUGUCUUACCGAAAAACAAAAUCACGUUGAGUCGAAUCCACUUUAACGGGGGCUCGUCAGUUGCAGGAAUAGGGAAAAUAAGAAGCAAAGGAUUUGUGUUUUUAAAGCACUACCAUCAUCAAUGUAUCUGUUGGCUUGACUACAUUGCCUCUUAUUCCUCACGACUCUGCAAUCUCAGCAUUUCUGUUUUCCAUUUUGAUUUUGUCUUAAUUUGUUUGUUGUUCCUUUUUGUUGACUGCUUCGGGUACUUGACACUUUAUAAUUGUAUACAUGUAUAUACAGCAGGUGGUAAUAUGACAUUGGUCCCCUCUUAAUGCUGAGGUGUACUUACUAAUCGGGUUUUUCCUCUUCGGCUUGAUGUCAUAUUUCUCACAGAGUGACGCUUGUGGGGUGAAUGGAGAGAAAAAAAAAAAUGUAUGAAUGUUUGAUGAAACAAAAAAAACAUAGUCACCCAUUUGUCCUAAACGUUAACACUUGACAUGUAUAGCUCCUGCCCAAAGGAUGAGGAGGUUGAUCCAAUGAAUGUGCUUAACUUUCAGUGCAGUUUUUUCGGAAUCUGUCCUUGUGUGACAAGGCGCGGGUAGCAUUUAACCAACCGCAGGUUAAAGGAAUGGCAGGGAGCCCGAGUGAAAGGUUGACAAAAGAAGAAGAGAUAGAUGAGCACCUUUUUUCUAUGUUUGCACAGCUUUACUAAAGAUAUCCGACGGAGCUAGAGAGUGGAGGGAGGGACACAGAGAGAGACAGGGAGGGAGGUAUAUUUAAAGGAAGUGGACUGGGAGGGAGCGAGUGCAGGUUUAUGUAUCAUGCUUAUUCCAAUCUUUUUGCUCGAGGGACCACACAACCGUGAGGCAACCUGUAUGAUGAAGAGAGUAAUAAAUACCUGUCCAAGUUGGGAGGCCAAAUAGGAGCGCAGCUGCAGCUGGUUGAUGGGGGGAGGGGAACAAGCGAAAGGGGAGGGGGAUCUCACAAUGUCUGUUGCAUUCCAAAAAAUAAUCUCCCCCAGCUCAGCCACGUUUCCAGGCAGGAGGGGAUCAAAUCAGGCCUUUUUCUCUCCCACUCUCUCUCUCCUAUGUAGUCUGCUAAUGCCCCCGAACCAGCCUGGAGGGGAUGUUAUUAUAUUAGAGGCUGGUGUUGCUGUGGGUUGGAGGCCGUUUGGUGUGUGAGUGUGUUUACAUGUACGUGUGUUCCCGUGCGUGUGCAUGUGUGUGCGCGUGGCAGCCAGGGUCCCUCUGGCCACAUCAUCACUGUGUGAGUCAGCCCCAGCCUGUUCAAACAUGCACCCUGAGCUGCCAGGCCCAGUGCACUUUCUCUGUCUCUGUCUCUGUCUCUCUCACUCACACACACACGCAUGCUCACACGCUCGCUGAGUCCAGGUAUCCUGUAGAGAAGGAGAAAAUGCCAGAACUAACAUAUCUGUUUCGAACUUUGUCAGUAACUCCAUAUGUCUGGAUUUGUCAGUUUUGAACUAUCUUAGAAUGUGUCGCUGUAUGGAAACACUUAACAUUGCAGUACAAUAAUGAUAAUUUUGCAAUUAGGAGGUAAUAUUAUGGCCAUAUAUCAUAUUUCCAUAGUAGAUGUGAAGGUAUAUACUGUAGUCAUUUUCAUUACCAAGCUAUUGCCAGGAUAUUACUUUGCAAAUAACUUGGUAUUACUGUAGUAUUAUCUCCUUAUUACUACACAACUACUAUUGUUAUUACCGAAUUAUGAUAUUACCAUAAUUAUACCUUCCUUUUCCAAAAAUGAAUGCCAUUUUAUUAGCAUGUUGUUAUUGUACAGUAAUGUUAAGUGUUAGCAGCUGUGCUUUUGUCCUCUACAUUUAUUAAAAUGUAUUUCCCGAGUGAGCACACUGAGCCUUUGAGGAAGAAAAAAAAAAGAGGACAUCUCUGUGGUUUAGAGCCCCUCCCACUUCACUGCCCCAUAGUACCUGCAGUAGUGCAGUAAUUUACCUACCGGCAGGUUAUGAAAACACUUUCUUUGUUACUGACACAGGCACUUUUGUCAACAAAACGGGUACUUUGAAAACAAACCAGUUAAAAAAAGAGAUAAGUCCUUUCUUCUCUCCAUGGUGGAGACAUUCAGCUCCAUCCCUGGUAUUGUUUAGGUUUGGAUGACAAAUUAAUAAACAUCAAACCUAAAAUAUGCAAAUUCAAAUCUUUAGAGGAGGAGUCAGGCAGAUUUAGCAACAAACAAACAAAUGAAUCAAUUAAUCCAUAUACACAGAUUGCACUUGAAGUUAGUUAUUUAAAGAGGUCUAGUGAUUUGUCUUUGUCUUAAAGUGCGUGUAAACACUUUCUCUCCAGUCUUGUGUUCAGGAUUGUUUUUGGCCUGUUUAUAAAUAUGGACUAAUGACGCUCCAGUGCCAUAGUUAGCAUAACUCCUCAAACGCUGUAAUGACAUGAAAAUCUUCAGUGCACUACACCUACACUACUGCCUUUGGUUUGCUAGCUAGCUGACAUGUCUGUGUCCCAAAGAUUUGUCUUCCCUUGAUGGAAAAAAAAAAACAUGCAGAAUAUCUCUGCCACAUAAUUUAAAACUCUUAAAAGAUGAGGAAAUGCCGUAGAGAAAAAGAGCAGACUCCUGCUUUAAGACCGCAGGUACCACUGAGGACUGUAGCUAAACCACCUCUGUGUUUGUGUACGGUAUGUCGUUAAACUGCUGAGCUUUUAUGUUUAUAUUCUGUACAAACACUGACAAAUAGUGAUGUUUACCUGCUUUGGUCUGCACUAAAGCGUGUGUGUGUGUGUGUGUGUGCUUCUGUGCAUAUGGAGUGGACACUCACUCACAUACAGGCUUUAGUGGGGACCAAAGCAAGUGAACAUCACUUUUUUGUUGUACGGGAAGUUUGAAACCGGUGCAUUUACGUUAAUAUCCUGUACAAACACUGACAAACAGCGACGUUCACCUGCUUUGGGCCGCACUACUCGAGCAGAGAAUGUUGCUGAGUUUUACAUGAUUUAAAACCUAAUAUUUGAACACAAAGACAUGACUUUUUUUAAGUGGUCAGUAACGCGUUUUCCUGUGAGAUGACAAAAUCAGAUUAUUUUUCCAUCGUUUACACGCACUUUAAUGUUCAGACAGGGGAUGGAAAGAUGAGACAAAGAAAGAAGGAAAGGUAGUGUGUUUAUGCGUGUGUGUGUGUGUGUGAGUGUGCACAAGCAUGCAUUGCUGGCUGGCAGGCUGGAGGGUCUCGAGACAAGCUUGGAUAAACAAACUUCAUGUCUAACCCAUCUGUUCACCAGCUUCUCUCAUAACUACACAUGUUCUCAGAGGAUCCUCGGUGAUAAUAGGUCCACGGUACCACAGAAGCAAAAACAAAAAAAACCCUCCCUUAUUGUAACUCAUUGGACGGUGUGGCUUGUUUACUUCACGGCUCUCUUGGUGCAGAUUUGCACAACUCUUGGUUUCGUUUACUCUCGUCGGUCAUUCUUCAGCAUUGGCAAUGUCUUACUGCAGUCUCACCUUUUAUUAUUGCUUCUGCAUUAUGAUAAAUAUGGGGUUCAUGAUUGCACAGUGUGACUCCCACAGGUCUACCUGCUUUGUGAUGUUUAUGUGUAGAGGUACUCUGUAUGGACUUCUUGAUGAGGCAGACUAUUGUAACUAUUGAGACCUUUGAGCCCCCCCCCUGUCAGUAACCAAAGCUUUUUUUUCCUCCUCAGUCUUAAUCUCAUAUAGACCAGAGAUGUUAAAAAUAUGUCUAUAAUUUAUCCAGAAGGGGCCUCCUCCUCACCAAGCCACACAGAGAUGCCCCCUCCUCUUGAGUGCAUAUGCAGAAAUGUGUGCAGUGUCAUACAGACAUUUACUUGAGUUUGCUGUCUCUCGCUUUUUGUUUUCUUGUGAACAAUAUAGAAUCAGAGGUUUAAAGAUGUAUAGAUAUUUUUUCUGUCUCCACUCAAUUUUCUUAAUAACCAUUUGCUAAUAGCUUUUUUUCUAGCAAUUGUACAUGGCUGUGCGUGUUAAGUGUGUGUGUGUGUGUGUGUGUGUGUGCAUGUCUGUCGAUGGGUCGGGGAUGGUAUGGUGGGGUUUUUCUUUUUGUUGCUGUGCCAGGGGGGUGGGGUAAAUGGGUGCAUGGGUGGGGUUAUGGAUAUAAAGCCUGAUAGCACUGGAAAUGGUGCUUUAGCUGAGAGAGCAAAAGUUUGCACUAACGUUCAAUGUCCUUGUCCUGCUUAUGGAAGAAGGGCAGGCAACCUCAGAGAGACCUGUGAGUUUCCACAAGCACAGAGCUGUGUGGUUGCUACUCAACUGUCUCAUAAAAAAAAAAAAAAGUCCAUCCAAUUCCCGCCAUAGAAAUAAUCAUGUACAGUGUAUUAAGGAG